CAAUCGAUUGUUUUCCUGCGAACAAAAUUUGUAGUUGUAUAUGUAGUAAUAGAAAAAUUAACUUAAAAAGUGUAAUUUUAGUUAAAUAAAAAUUAUUAAAAAUUUGGCCAUGUUUUAUGAACGCAAGCGAAUACGAGUGGUAGUUUGGUGCUGUUAGAAAACCCAGAAAUCGAAGAUAAGCAUAAAAGAUACAAACAAAAAAUUAUGCACAAAUUUGGCUAAGACGAAUUUUUCAAAAGAGAGAGAGAAAAAAACAAAGUUAUUUUUAAUGUGUAAUUGCAACCAGCUGGAAGCAGUGAUUGGACAUUUGAGGGAAUUAGCUGAAAUUGCAUUGGUCGACAGAAGCAAAAACUCAACUGGAAUACGCAUAUCUGAUAUUUAUAUUGAAUUAAGUCAAGGAGAAUCUUAAACGAACAAAAAGCCAACCUAUAGAAGGAAUAUAUAGUUGCCAUGCGAGCCUCCAUUCCGCCCGGCAUACGUGUGGUUCGCGGACCAAAUUGGAUAUGGUCGAAUCAAGACGACGGAGAAGGUCAUGUGGGUACGGUUUGUGAAAUAGGACGCAGUGGAUCAACACAUUCACCAGAGAACACAGUUGUUGUCAAUUGGGAUUCCGGCCAUCGAACCAAUUAUCGUGUUGGCUAUCAAAAUCAAUUUGAUUUAAUAAUUGUUGAUAAUGCCCAAGUUGGUGUUCGCCAUUCGAAUGUGGUUUGUGAUGGCUGCUCCAAGGCUGGCAUAGCUGGCAUUGUCUUUAAGUGUGCUCAAUGUGCCAAUUUUCAUUUGUGCGCCUUUUGCUAUGCAGCCGAUUUGCAUGAUUUAGAGCAUCCCUUCAUUAGAUAUACGACACCAAAUUCGUUGGGUGUACGUGUGCCCAUACGUAAGGGCUCGAAACGUAUUCAAUUGCGUGGCAUCUUUGUUGGCGCCAAGGUUGUACGCGGUCCAGACUGGGAGUGGAACGAACAGGACGGCGGUGAGGGUAAAACCGGGCGUGUUAUGGAAAUACGAGGCUGGGACAACGAAUCUUGUCGCAGUGUAGCUAAUGUCUCGUGGGUAACUGGUUCAACGAACGUCUAUCGAUUGGGACAUAAGGGCAACGUUGAUCUUAAAUAUAUAUCGGCCACUUGUGGUGGGCAUUAUUACAAGGAUCAUAUGCCAGUGUUGGGACAACCAGAGGAACAGCAACCGGUAGCGCCAAUGGUGAAGCCAAGCUUCUCUGUUGGAGAUCGUGUCAAGGUGUGCCUGGAAGUGGAUGCCCUUAUGAAAUUACAACAAGGCCAUGGUGGUUGGAAUCCUCGUAUGGUGGAGCAUUUAGCCAAAUUGGGCACAGUUCAUCGCAUUACGGACAAGGGCGAUAUUCGAGUUCAAUAUGAGAAUUGCCCCAAUCGUUGGACAUUUCAUCCCGCCGCUCUCGUUAAGGUUGUAUCAUUUCGUGUAGGCGAUUUAGUUACCAUAAUCAAUGAUGCCAAUAAAGUUCAACAAUUGCAAAAAGGUCACGGUGAAUGGAUUGACAUUAUGCGUUAUGCUCUUGGCAAACUUUGUAAAGUAGUUAAAGUCUAUUCAGAUGGGGAUUUACGUAUCCAGCAAUUGGACGAUGGCUUUGAAUGGACACUGAAUCCAAAAUGUGUCAAACUGGAACGUUCACCAUUGGCCACAGCAGCCGAACGUUCGAAUAGCAUGAUGGAUCUAAGUCAUCGUCGCACUGAUCAUGUGAUGACACCGCUUUCCGGUUUAUCUGGCAGCUCAGUGGCUGACAAAUUGGUACGCGAAGCUGCCCAAGGGCAUUUGGAGUUUGUGCGCCAAUAUCUGGAUAUUAAUCCCAGUCAAGUGGAUGUGAUGAGUGGUGGCAAGGCAUGCAUUCAAGUGGCAUCGCAUCAGGGAUAUGUCGAGCUUGUUACUUACCUCAUCUCAAAGGGCGCCAAUGUAAAUGCUGUCGACAAGGAAGGCGAUUCGGCGUUGCAUUAUGCCGCUUUUGGCAAUCAGCCAACCACAAUGCGAGUCCUGCUCCAGCAUGGAGCCGAAGUCAAUUUUCUCAAUUCGAGCCAUUGCUCAGCCCUGCACAUUUGUGCGCACAAGAAGACGCCGCACUGUGUGCGCGAAUUACUCCAGCACAAUGCCAAUGUUAAUAUACAGGACUCCUAUGGGGAUACGGCACUACAUGACGCCAUUGGGAAGGAGAAUACCGAAGUGGUGGAACUGUUGUGUAAUGCACCUAAUCUCGAUUUCACUGUAAAGAAUAAUCGUGGCUUUAAUGUGUUGCAUCAUGCCGCCCUUAAGGGUAAUGUGGUGGCCGCUAGACGGAUUCUACAGCUCUCCCGCCAAUUGGUAAAUGUGCGCAAGGAUGAUGGAUUUGCCGCCCUCCAUUUGGCUGCUCUUAACGGACACGCCCAGGUGGUAGAGACUCUGGUCACCGAGGGACAGGCUGAACUUGACAUACGCAAUAAUCGACGUCAGACACCCUUCCUCUUGGCCGUCUCUCAAGGUCAUGCCAGCGUAGUGGAGCGGCUAGUAAAGCUCUCAUGCGAUGUCAAUGCCAAGGACGAGGAUGGGGACAAUGCCAUGCAUUUGUGUAUCAUCAAGAAAUCAAACCUACAACAGGCAGCCGAACCUUCCCAGGAGGAAGCGCCCGAGAUACAUAACUUCUAUAUAAGUCUGGUACAGUGUGCCAGUGUGCGGAGCGAGGAUCGUCUGAUGUAUAGCAUACUAAUCUAUUUGGCUCGACAUGGUUGCCGAGUAGAACUUAACAAUGCCAAUGCAAGCAUUUUCGAAUGGAUUACCGAUCGUCAGAUUAGGCAACUAAUCUUUGGCCAACAAUCCGGUGCUGGAGCUGGUGAAUUGGAACCAACUGUCUUGCAAGCCAACAUGCAAGCCCUAGACAUGGGUGUUGGUGGUGGUGGUAGCGGCGGCGGCGGUGGUAUUGUGGUUGAGGAGGCAACGGAAGCCAUUGCCGGUGCAGGGCCUCCGCCGCCUCCACCACAGCGUCAGCUAGAGCCGCCGCCAACAACCAGUAGCAGCAGUAGUAACAACCACAAUACCACCGAUCAGCCAACACCUACAGCUCAUGCCUCGCCUGGUGUGAAAAAACUCAAUUCAGAUGCGGCAGCUGCAUCGUCCAAUGUCUCACCGCAAGUGGCGCCGAGAAAAAAGGCUCCAAAACCGCCAGCUCCCUCAGCUACUGUCGCCGACACAUUAAGUGUUACGCCAGGAGCUGGAUCUUUGGCACUUCCUCCAUCGGGGCCAACACCUCCAUUGGAAUGCAUUGUGUGUAAUGAGAUUUUGCAAUUAGUACGCUUUGAGCCAUGCCAGCAUCAAAUUGCUUGCGAGGAAUGCGGGAUACGUAUGAAAAAGUGUUUACGCUGUGGCGUGGCCAUUGAGCGACGGGUUACCCACAAUGGACGCACUGUGGCUCUAUCAUCAUCCACAUCAUCGCCCAGUGAUCCCACACGUCUGCCCUCGGGCGAUCUGCUGCGUUAUUUGGAGAACAAAGUUCAGGAAUUCGAAGAAUCCCACUUUUGUGGAAUUUGCAUGGAAAGGAAGCGAGAUGUUGCCUUUCUAUGUGGACAUGGCGCCUGUUCACAUUGCGCCGAGACAUUGCGCACGUGCCACAUGUGUCGCAAGACUAUACUCAAAAAGAUCAAUUUGUAUUAAAGAUCGAAAAAGAAAAAAAAGGAAAUGGAAAUGUUUAGCUGGAGCAAGAUUAAUGCUUAACCAAAGUGGCUUGUAUAUAGGCAAUUUAAAAUUUACAAUAACAAAUUUGGCGUUCGCUAGCUAACGGUUGUUUACAGCUGUUCUUUAUUAUAUAUACACAAAUAUCUCUAUUUUUUUUUCUGUUUCAAUGCAUAAUGUAAAUUUUUUUGAUUUGCAUAUGCAACUCGAAAGCCCGUAUAUGGAUUAUUUAUUGAAAAAAAAAAACAAAAAAUAACACUGACCGAAUUUUACUCGUUUUUGUAACGGUUUACCAAUAAUAUGCACCUAGAACACAUACAACCACACACAUGUCUAGUUACUAGUAAUGUAUGUAUGCCCCGUCAACGAAAAAACAAAAAGUAAAUAUUAAAUUACUAAAAGCGUAUAGAAAUAGAUAUUUAAUUAUAGUCUUUAAAAUCACAAAAAUAUAAAAAAUAUACAACAUACAAAAA
Molecule: messenger RNA, 4133 nt
Organism: Drosophila willistoni
Lineage: Eukaryota; Metazoa; Arthropoda; Insecta; Diptera; Drosophilidae
Gene: mib2
Product: E3 ubiquitin-protein ligase MIB2
Exons: 7
Coding region: 451-3642 (1063 amino acids)
Biological process (GO): protein ubiquitination
Cellular component (GO): cytoplasm
Molecular function (GO): zinc ion binding; protein binding; ubiquitin-protein transferase activity
Source: RefSeq, a predicted model, not a curated record